Messenger RNA from Pyricularia pennisetigena, 1059 nucleotides. RefSeq lists its product as uncharacterized. NCBI's taxonomy places the organism in Eukaryota, Fungi, Ascomycota, Sordariomycetes, Magnaporthales, Pyriculariaceae. The transcript has a single exon. The annotation marks the transcript as partial. The record is from RefSeq and is a predicted model, not a curated record.
GCCGACGCCGAUAGCCGUGUAUCGCAAGCCCAGGGAGCCUCCGUGUCCAUCACACAGGCCGCCAUCGCCGUGGUGGCAUCCGUUUUGGGCUCGGCUCUCAUAACGCUUCUGGCGCUCUGGCUUCUCAUGCGGUACCGGCGCAAGAAGAAGUUGGAGAAGCUAGCCGAGGAGGAGGAAAAGGAGCAGAUAGCGCUGGCUGCGGAGAAGCAGCGCCUGGCGGCCGAGGAGGCCAGGAGACGCGGGCUGGAGCGCGGGGCGGCGGCCAUGCUGAUGCACUCCCGGCAACGGAACAGCGGGUCGUUCCAGUCGCGGAACAGGCCGGGGAGUGCCGGCGUAGGUGGGGCGAACCGCAACUCUGUUGGGUCGCGCAGGAGCAGCGUGGUUGGGCAGCGUGGCCAGGGGCCCGGAAGUGGCCUCGGCGCCCCCGCGAAUAGGCCCCAGUCCGGGUCGACCAUGGCCAGCAGCAGCAGUCACACGUACGUGAGCGACCAUCCGAUCAGCUAUCCCAGGGGGGUUGCAAUGCCCGGGCCGCCGGGUGCUCGGAACAGAGACUCGCUCAACAGCGAACACGGCAUGGUUGGCUAUGCGAUGAGCACGACAAGUGAUCACACGUCGUCGAGGCCCGUCACGGCUGAAAUGCCGGCCGCGUCGGGCACCGGACGUUUCAAUCUUGCCUUGGGGUCGCACCCCGUGGGCGGUACGCCAUCGUCGAACACGGAUCUGAACCGGUCGUUGUCCCAUAGUUCAGGCCCAGUCUCGGACAGGAGUCGCCCUACUUCCAGGGCGCCAUUCUUCCAGCAGCGACUUGGGAGGUUGGAAGAGGAGCAAGACCUGCCCAGAACCAGCCUGGACCGACAGCGCACCAGUCUGGACCGACAACGAGCCAGCCCGACCAUGUUGCGGGGAGCUGGGGAUGAAACGGCGGCGACGGGGUCGGGAAGGGUGGCGGAUACUUCCAGCAGCGAAACUGCGGUGGAUGUGGGGGCAGAAAGGAACAGAGGAGAUGAGGAUGAGGCGGACCAAGCAGGACAAGAGCGACGGGUUGAUGCACAAGGGUAG